AUGGUGGCGAAAACAGUGUCAAAGACGGCAUCUUCAAUUGUCACUGUUGAUGCGCUCCAGAAGGAAACCAUCACCGAGGUUGCUUCAAAAUUCUGGGCACCAUUCUCGAAGACGCAUGCGCCAUAUUCUGCUCCUCUGGUGGAUACAAUUUAUCAACACGAAAUGAUAGAUACGCACUUCAGUCCAAGGAAGAUUAUAAUGCUAGAGUUCAGCCAAUAUCUUGAAUGCUAUUUAUGGCCAAAUUACACGGCGGAGGCUAGUAUACCUCAUGUGAUGUCCAUUGUUGUUAUGUUAAAUGAAAAAUUCAGAGAGAGAAUUGACGCUUGGCAGUGUUUUGUGAAGAAACCGGAACAUUUCCCUGGCUUUAUACAACGGGUUCUAGAGUUAUCGUUAGACGAAAAUUCGCGAAGCAAUGCCGAACAGUGUGCGAUUAUAACGUUCUUAGUGAACAGUUUCAACUCAGUGGAAGUCGAUAUUGUUCGGGAGCAGAUGAACAAACUCACCCACAUAUCGAUCUGGACGAAUUUGCUGCCGAGCCAGAGAGAGGAUAUGUUCGCUGGUAGUAAGAAGCUGAGGAAGUAUUGGACGAAUUUAUCAAACAAAAUCGCUGCUCAAGACGCAGAAGACACUGAAGAGUCUCGCAAAGCUCGAUUUGAGAGAAAUUAUUUGUGGGAUCUCAUAGCACGCUUUAAACGUACUCUUGAUCGAGUCGAUGAUGAGAGCAAAGAGGUUGACCUCGAUGAAAUUCGAUACUGCGAACGGUUCAUCGAGCUUGUUAUUGAUUUGGAGGCGUUGCUUCCAACAAGGCUAGCUUUAAUUUUGCGAUUCUUUAAUGCUCUGCUGCACUCUUCGAAGCUAAUCACACAUUGUGUGCUUUCCAAACUGAUCUCUUCGGAAACCGGAUCAUUAUUCUGCCAACUUGUCGAAAUGCUCAAAUUCUAUGCUCGAUUCGAAAUCAAUGAUAUUACGGGACAACAACUUACUCAUAAGGAGGUUUCAGAUAGACACUACGAGCACGUCGUCAAGUUACAGAAAGCCGCUUUCAAAUAUUUUAGAGAAAGUAUGCCUGAUUUUUAUUUGCUCAACGUUGGUAGUGUGGAUACGAGGAAGGCACUCAUGAAACAAUUCGGAUCAAUGAAAAAGUCUGAUAUAUACCGAUUUGCCGAGUAUCUUCACCUCGUUCCUCCUAUUGAUAGUGAAGAAUCAAUAUUGGAUAAAUGCAGCAAAGAGUUUCUCACGGAGACUAUUUUAAACACAUCGCUGAUGUUACAGACGUUACAUUGUGAGCGUCGGGUGAACCAGCUUCAGCAACUUAACGAACAACCGCUCUAUCCCACCGAACAAGUUAUUUGGGAUGAGAAUAUUGUCCCUUAUGAGAACUACUCCGGCGAAGGCGUGCUUGCCUUGAACAAGCUCAAUUUACAAUUUCUCACCUUACACGACUAUUUACUGAGGAAUUUCAAUCUCUUCCAGUUGGAAUCAACAUAUGAAAUUCGGCAGGAUCUCGAAGACGUGUUGUUUCGUAUGAAACCAUGGAAACAUGAAACUCGUAACGAGACUGUAUGGGGAGGAUGGGCCCGUAUGGCACUUCUCCUUGACUCAUUUCAAAUAGUCGAGGUUGGAAAACCUUUCGUUGGUGAUAAAAGUCCUUCUAUAGUAAAAGGUGAAUUCUCAGUCAACGUUGGACGGCGAGUAGAUAUCAAGCAGGAAUGGGAAAAUUUGCGAAAACAUGAUGUUUGUUUUCUGGUCACUUGCCGCUCUAAGCAGCCGGUUGGUACUAAGUAUGACGUCAGAAAGCCUUUUAAAGACCAGAUUCAGGUCACCUACGUGCGUGGAUGUGAGAUAGAAGGGAUGAUGGAUCAAAAUGGACAGGUUAUCGAAGAGUUUGAGGCGUACGAGAAACGGCCACAAAUCCAGGGUGAUAUUCGAAGAUACCGGGUUUUUCUAGAUCCUAAUCAAUACAGAAUCGAUAUGGAGAACCGAGCGGAGAAGGGCGCGGAGGACGUCUACUACACCUUCAAUCUUGUGGUUCGUCGUGAUCCAAAAACGAACAACUUCAAGGCUGUUCUGGCAACCAUGCGACAACUUCUGAAUACCGAAUGCGUCGUUCCUGACUGGUUAACUGAUAUUGUGCUAGGCUAUGGUGAACCCGAUUCAGCUCACUACUCAAAGAUGAGCAAUGUUGUACCUUCACUGGACUUCAAUGACACCUUCCUUUCCUUCGAGCACCUGAAAGAGUCGUUCCCGGGUUAUAAAAUUGAAGCAACGGCUGAAGACGACAAGAUGAUACCUCCAUUUCAGUUGACUUUCAAAGACCUUAUACGUAAGGGUGAGAGUGAAGGUGAGAAAUCGAUUGAAGUGAGGCCUCUGGUGCGAGAACCUCAAACUCCUUACAUGAGAUACCCCAACAAGAACCAAGUGAGAUUCACCUCUGCGCAAAUCGAGGCUAUCAAGGCUGGUAUGCAACCUGGAUUGACCAUGGUCGUUGGGCCGCCUGGAACAGGUAAGACUGACGUGGCAGUACAAAUCAUCGCGAACAUCUAUCACAAUUGGCCUCAUCAGAGGACCCUGAUUGUGACUCAUUCUAACCAGGCUUUGAAUCAGCUUUUCGAAAAGAUCAUAGCUCUCGAUGUUGAUGAAAGGCAUCUUCUUCGAAUGGGACACGGCGAGGAAGGCUUGGAAACCGAAAAAGAUUUUUCACGCUACGGACGUGUCAACCACGUGCUCAAAGAGCGGCUGAGACUACUCUCUGAGGUCGAGCGUCUCCAGCAUGCAAUGAAUGUUAUUGGGGAUGUGUCUUACACUUGUGAGAAUGCGGGACAUUUCUUCCGUUUUACAGUCUGUCGCGCAUGGGACGAAUUCAUGGAGAAAUGUUCGAUUGAGAAGGACGGCUUGGUGGCUGAAGUCUUUCCUUUCACUGGGUAUUUCAGUGAUAUCAAUCCAUUAUUCAGUGGGUCGUAUAAAGCUGAUAUGGAAGUAGCUCGCAGCUGCUGGCGUCAUAUCAAUCACAUUUUUGAGCAACUGGAAGAGUUUCGUGCGUUUGAGCUGCUAAGGAAUGGCAGAGAUAGAACGGAAUAUCUCCUGGUGAAAGAAGCUAAGAUCAUUGCAAUGACUUGCACUCACGCAGCGUUGAGAAGGAAUGAGCUCGUACAGCUCGGAUUCCGAUACGAUAACAUUCUGAUGGAGGAAGCAGCUCAAAUACUGGAAGUCGAAACAUUCAUUCCUUUGUUACUACAGAAUCCACAAGAUGGAAGGAAUCGUCUGAAGCGAUGGUGUAUGAUUGGAGACCAUCAUCAGCUCCCACCAGUGGUGCAAAAUCAGGCCUUUCAAAAGUACUCGAACAUGGAGCAGUCGCUGUUUGCUCGUUUUGUCCGACUCGGAGUGCCCAAUGUGCAGCUUGACAGACAAGGAAGAGCACGGGCAGAGAUCGCUGCUCUGUAUAGUUGGCGUUACAAAAAUCUUGGUAAUCUCCCACACGUCGAGGCUCUACCUCAGUUCCAGACUGCCAAUGCCGGUUUUGCGUUCAAUUACCAGCUGAUCGAUGUGCCAGACUUCAACGGUCAAGGAGAAUCCCAGCCCAGUCCUUAUUAUUACCAAAAUCUGGGCGAAGCCGAAUACGCAGUGGCAUUGUUCACAUACAUGCGCAUUAUUGGCUACCCCUCCGACAAGAUCUCUAUUAUUACUACUUAUAAUGGGCAGGCCCAAUUGAUACGCGACGUUGUGGAAAGGCGCUGUGCAAAUAACCCUCUCAUUGGUUCACCAGCAAAGAUUUCUACUGUGGAUAAAUAUCAAGGACAACAAAAUGACUACAUAAUUCUCUCAUUGGUGAGGACAAACAACAUCGGUCACAUAAGAGACGUGCGUCGUUUGGUAGUAGCGCUAUCCCGAGCUCGACUUGGUCUUUAUGUACUGUGUCGAGCCAACCUCUUCCGGAACUGUUUCGAGCUUACACCGGCGUUCAAUAUUCUAUGUCAGCGACCUCCUCGAUUACUUAUCAUUCCCAGCGAACCUUAUCCAACACAAAGGAGGAGUGGGGACGAAGCUGACGGGGAAGUGAUAUCGAUUGAAAACACGGUACAUAUGUCAACAUUCGUCCAUGACUUCUAUGUUAGCAAUAUGGAAUCGAUGCGUGUCAAUUACGAGAAGGCCAUGGAAGAAUACCGUCGUCAAGUGCAGCAGCAAACGCUUCCACCAACGCCCGUUGAACCCGAACAGUCGGAAGCUGAAAGAAAGGCAGAAGAAAGGAAAACCAAGGUUGAAAAAGGUCCGGAACCUGAAAAGGAUAUCGUGUUUGAGAGUAUGGACUUCGAAAGGCUAGAAGAAGUCCCGAAGUAUUGA
Molecule: messenger RNA, 4338 nt
Organism: Haemonchus placei
Lineage: Eukaryota; Metazoa; Nematoda; Chromadorea; Rhabditida; Trichostrongylidae
Source: the annotation of a GenBank genome assembly